Messenger RNA from Melampsora larici-populina 98AG31, 846 nucleotides. RefSeq lists its product as uncharacterized. The record is from RefSeq and is a predicted model, not a curated record. The transcript is spliced from 2 exons. The coding region runs from base 1 to 846 and encodes 281 amino acids. Lineage: Eukaryota; Fungi; Basidiomycota; Pucciniomycetes; Pucciniales; Melampsoraceae.
AUGCCAUCCCAGCGGCUCAUACGCGGGCUGAAUCAUCGGCCUAAGCAACCCAAGGCAUCCACCCCGUUGCAACGACAGCUAGAACUCAGCCGGAUACGAGAUUUGGCGCAUGCUGAGGCCUCAGACGCUGCAAUUUCCCAAGGGCUGAACAAUCCUGGUGGACCUCACCAACCUAUAGGCGCUGUACCGGACUUACCUGACCCGCGCAACGAAAACAUGAUUCCGGAAGAAGAACCUCCCAAAGACGAAGAUGAGAUAGACAUGAAUCGAUUCAUGCCUAUGCCGCAUGAAGAGUUUCCUGAGCAUCAUGACCUUCCUGAAGUCCCCAACGACCCGAUAUUGGCCGGUCUGCGAAGGCAAUUACACUUAGCUGAUCGCCUGGCCAACGAGAACCGAUGGAGUUGGCAGUACGCGAUAAUGUUACCCACCUUUCUUAGAAGGCGGUUGCAAACAUCAAAUUGGGGGAAUCAAGUUAAUUGGAAUGAAGACGUACGUACUCCCUGCACGUGCUCUUUGCGGACGGAGCGCAAUGUGGACCUUGUGGAUAUCCUAUCCAGACGGCGAGUGAAGAUUUCCUUUUGCCGAAAUUGCGAUCUUUCGGACCCUCAGAGGCUGCUGCAGAUGGGUUACCUUGCUGCGUCACCAUCGCGCCCUCGCACCGCGUUCUCGGUUAGACUUAUGGUUCACCAUUACUCUCAGUGGAUUCGCUUUGCGAUUCCAACUGAAGGUUACUGUCAAGCACUGGAUGACGUGCUUAACAACAACAGUCCAGAAAUCCUUACACCUAAAGGGCACGUACGUAAGAACUUAUCAAUGUUAAAUUCAUUUGAAAAACCAUGUGACUAA